This is a messenger RNA of Mus pahari (shrew mouse), 2495 nucleotides long. Its product is annotated as serpin B6. Gene Ontology annotation, molecular function: serine-type endopeptidase inhibitor activity. Gene Ontology annotation, cellular component: cytoplasm. The coding region runs from base 260 to 1396 and encodes 378 amino acids. Gene Ontology annotation, biological process: negative regulation of endopeptidase activity. The record is from RefSeq and is a predicted model, not a curated record. The transcript is spliced from 8 exons. NCBI's taxonomy places the organism in Eukaryota, Metazoa, Chordata, Mammalia, Rodentia, Muridae.
AAUCGCGCGGCCUCCGCCCCUUCCGGGAAAUCCGCAUCCGAGGAAACUAGCGGCGGCCGCUCCGGCCCGGCCCCCGGCCCCGGCCCCUGUGCUGUGUCUUACCUCAGAGGCGUUCCCGCGGCCAAGUACCCCCGGCCCAGAUGCAGCCUCAGAAGCCAGAGUCCUCUCUUAUACACUACAGACAUUUGGCGUUUCUGGACUGGCCUGAGUCCCAUGCUGAGCCUGAAGCUCCCUCUGGAAAUAACAAAGGCUCACCAUCAUGGAUCCUCUACAGGAAGCAAAUGGCACCUUUGCCUUAAACGUUUUGAAAAUACUGGGUGAAAACAGCUCAAAAAAUAUAUUUUUGUCACCCAUGAGCAUCUCCUCAGCCCUGGCCAUGGUUUUCAUGGGGGCAAAAGGAACGACUGCAAGCCAGAUGGUUCAGGCACUGUCUUUGGAUAAAUGCAGCCGCAAUGGAGAUGGAGAUGUCCACCAGGGCUUCCAGUCCCUUCUCACUGAAGUAAACAAAACUGGCACACAGUACUUGCUCAGAACAGCCAACAGGCUCUUCGGGGAAAAGACUUGUGAUCUGUUAGCGUCUUUUAAAGAUUCCUGCCGCAAGUUCUAUGAAGCAGAGAUGGAAGAGAUGGACUUUAAGGGUGCUACAGAGCAGUCCCGACAGCACAUCAACACCUGGGUAGCCAAAAAGACAGAAGAUAAAAUCAAAGAGCUGCUGAAUCCAGGUACAGUGAAUUCUGACACAUCGCUAAUCCUUGUGAAUGCCAUCUACUUCAAAGGAAACUGGGAGAAACAGUUUAACAAAGAGGACACCAGGGAGAUGCCUUUCAAUGUCAGCAAGGAUGAGAAGAAACCUGUGCAAAUGAUGUUUAAGAAGUCUACCUUUAAGAUGACCUACAUUGGAGAGAUAUUCACUCAGAUUCUGUUGCUUCCCUAUGUUGGCAAUGAGCUGAACAUGAUCAUCAUGCUUCCAGACGAACACGUUGAACUGAGUACGGUGGAAAAGGAAAUAACUUAUGAGAAAUUUAUAGAGUGGACGAGGCUGGACAAGAUGGAUGAAGAAGAGGUAGAAGUAUUUCUCCCAAAGUUUAAGCUGGAAGAGACCUGUGACAUGAAGAAGGUCCUCUGCAAGCUGGGCAUGACUGACGCCUUUGAGGGCAGGGCAGACUUUUCUGGAAUGUCUCCCAAGCGAGGCUUGUAUCUGUCUCAGGUUGUCCAUAAGGCCUUUGUGGAGGUCAAUGAGGAGGGCACAGAGGCUGCAGCUGCUACAGCUGCCAUGAUGAUGAUGAGGUGCAUGAGGUUUACUCCCCGCUUCUGUGCUGACCGUCCCUUCCUUUUCUUCAUUCAGCAUGUUAAGACCAAUGGAAUUCUGUUCUGUGGCCGGUUCUCCUCUCCCUGAGCAAAGGGCAUUCCUGUCAGUCUUGAACCAUCUCCCCAUGGUUUGCUGUAACCCAAGUGACCUUAUCCAUAAGUGUAAUGACAAUUAUGAAAUAAAGAGCUUUAUGGCACCCCACCUUCAGAACUGCCUGUCAGGUUUACAGGAGGGCUUUUUCUAGGUUCUGGAUUUUCACUCCUAUGGGCUUAUGGUGUUGCUAGCUACAGAGCUCAUCCCUGCUGCCAGACCCUGUGGCAGCCAUGUGUAUUUUUGUUUUUUUCCUUGGUAGCAUCAGGAUCUCAUCCCAUUUUAAGUGAAAAAAAGCCAGCGAGUUGAAACAUCAAGGAAUGGACAGUAGGGAAAGCUCCUUUCUCCUAUAUCUGUUUCCCCGUCAUAUGGUAAGACAGCUAAGCCUCCUUAGAUACUUACUGACUACUUUCUCCCAGCUGUUGGAAACAUGAGGUCAUUCACUGACCAAAGCCAUCUAGGAAAGGCUAUGACAAGCAAGUGAGUUUUCUGGAGAUGGCCUACUGUUUUACAUGGCUGCAAUGGGUGUGCUCUGGAGAGGCACAGCCCCAGAGACUUUGUCUCAGGAUUGCUUCCCACUGCUCAUAUGCCUCUCCUGCCACUAUAACAUAGCCCAAUGAUCCCUGGGCAUCAGCCCACUCUACUGGGCAAAUUUCCUGUAGAUCAACAUGCAGAUGAACUUUCAUGAAUUAAUAGUGUUGAUAUGAAUUGAUGACUAUAGAAGUCAAAUAAUUUUAGGAAGAAAAUUUAAGGAGAUGGUUUUAGUUGCUUUUCCAGAAAGAUGUAAUAAAGUUAGAAUCAAGAAUAGAAUGUGCACUCUUCUCAUAGAAUAGUAAAUAAAAGCUGCAUUAUAAGGAAUACAGUGAGUCUUCAUAAAUUGCACUAAGAAGAGAAAUAGGCUUGGAACAAAUUUGUGAUCAAGGAAAAACAUUCUAGAUCAGGUCUAAGGAUGAAGCCAGGGAUAUGCCAUCUGAUAAAGCAAGGCCAUGUGAAACUUUUGCUUUGAACUUAUAAUGAGCUUAUAGAAUGAAAUAGUGCUUUGAACUUACUCUUGACAUCAUCCUUCUCUUCCCUUUUGUAUAAGAUUUUAUCUAUG